GCAAGCCAGAAGAAUUCCGGUGGAACUCGGAAGAGAAGCGUCUGUAUGGUAUUUUAAAUGAAGAGAUAAAAAUGAAAUCCACGCUCUAGAACUAUGACCACAAUGGAGUCUGAGGGGAAUGCACUCUGUGUUGAGUUUCCGAACUUCUCCGGUUCACUUUUGCAAAAGCUCAACCAGCAGCGCCAGAGGGGACAACUGUGUGACAUCGUUGUGGUGAUCCAAGGCCACCAAUACCGGGCUCACCGGGCUGUCCUUGCCGCCAGCUCUCCCUACUUCUGUGACCAGGUACUUCUCAAAAACAGUGUCCGCGUUGUUCUACCCGAUGUCAUGCAUGCGUGCGUAUUCGAGCGCCUUCUCAAUUCCUGUUACACGGGCACGCUCCUCUUACCUGCGGGGGAGGUCGUAGCUUUCCUUACGGCGGCUAGCUUCCUUCAGAUGUGGCACGUAGUAGACAAGUGCACUGAGCUCCUGGAGGUAGGAGGCUCCUCUAGCUCUUUAGCAUUCAAGUCUGGAGCAGGCCAGGGGGCGUCUGUUUGUGUCAUUGGGACAGAAGACAGACCCUCCCCUGGAGACAGCAGCUACCAUAGCCCUGGGGAUAACUCCAUGGGCCUUGAGCCGAACGGACAAGCAGUGGAUGGCUUUGCCAAGAUGGAGAUGGAUCAACUUCUGGAAGGCAGCUUCUCUCCGCCUGCUCUGGAGCCCAGUGUCCAGCCUAGUGGUAGCUGCUCCCCACCAGCAGAACCCGAGUGCUCAGGUAGCGAGGUUGUCAGUCAGAAUGGAGAGGACGAAGAGCGUGGUGACGGGGCUUCGCAGUACGCUAGACCGACCUAUGUCCCGCCAAGCAUCAUGGGCCACAGGAAGUGGGUCCAUGUGAAAGCAGAGAGGCCUGAACGGGAGGAUUGUGGUGGCUUGUUUUGUGGGGAUGCGGUCGGCACAGACCCAGAAAAGUUUAACUUUGGCCGCUCCCAGCCCUCAGCUAGUUCCUUGGAUAACAGCAUUGAUGAAAAACUUGUUGCUCAAUUGGAAGAGGAGGAGGGCCUAGAUGAUGACCGACCUUAUGAGGAUCCGUUAGACUUCUAUGGUACCACCAUGGGCUUUUCAACUAAUAAGGCUGAUGGGACCUCAUUAGACCUGAAGGAAGAUGCACUAGAAGUGGGAGCUGGCAAUAGUGGUGGUGGGGAACAAACCUCUGGUAGCCAUCAGGAAGAUGCGUCUCAUUCAGGCUUUGCCUCCGUGGUUUACAAGCUCUACCCCUGUCAGUGUGGCAAGAGCUUCACCCACAAGAGCCAGCGUGACCGGCACAUGAGCAUGCACCUGGGCUUGCGGCCUUACGGCUGUGCGGUGUGCGGCAAGAGCUUCAAGAUGAAGCACCACCUUGUGGGCCACAUGAAGAUCCACACAGGCAUCAAGCCGUACGAGUGCAGCCUCUGCUCCAAGAGGUUCAUGUGGAGGGAUAGCUUUAACCGUCACACCUCCUCCUGCACCAGGACCCACCAGGCUAGAGGUGCAGUUAACGAUCAGCCCCCAGCCCAAAUGUGCUGAUUCUAGACCAGAUCCCCUAACCUCAUACACCUCCUCACAAACCUUCACCUGGUGGAGGUUGCUCUAUUCUGCGGAUCCUAGAUCUUGUUUCGUCUUCAAUGAGCAGGCCACCAGGACCAUAGAUGGUACAUCAGAUAUUUGAUAUACAAGAUUUGUUUUGCAAAUCCAAAGUGUGCCGUAUUAGUGUAAAUAGUGCAAGAGCCUGUCCGUCCAGAUGGAUUUAUCCAAGAUCAGGAUUCUUGGACCCCGCUUUGCAUUUGGAUAUGAUCUGCUGAUGCAAAAUCCAAACCUCAGGUCGUGGGAUAUGGACAGUUACUCCCAUGAAACAUGAGUGACAUGCACAUACUUUUCAAAGGCUGCGUGAUCAUGCUUUCUAAGUGGGGUUUGUUUUACCUCAGUAUUCACUUCAGUCAUCAGUCAUCAACAGCACAAUGGCCAGUCAUGAUCUGUUAUGGUUACUACAUCAUUCUUGGGCCUUUUUUGUUGUUGAAAUUGAAAAAAAGCAAGUAUUGUUUAUAGAGUACAUCCUUUCUCAGGACUUCCGGCCAGAACCUUAUGAGAUAGUGCCAUUUAUUCUAUACAUUUCUCAACAAUUACUCAGUUUUGUGAUCCAAUUGCCUCUUCAUUCUUGUCAUCAAUUAAUUAUAAUUUUGCAUUCCUGUCUUUGGAGGCAAAUCAUGUAAUUGAGAAUAUAUAUAUAUAUAUAUAUAUAUUAGUAAAACUUGAACAGUUGUAGGAAGUUACUGUAUAUUUUGGUCAGAAGUGUCUGGUGUCAACUAUUUGCCAAGUUAAAUCAUAAUUUUACAUGAGCUGUUGAGUUCAAAGUUUAUUGCAUUAACACAUUGAUGGACAAUAUUCUUUGAGUGAUACACAUUUCAACCUUUUCUCUCCGUGUGUGAUGUGAACUUGGGCUUUUAAUGACAUCUAUGCUAUUUUAUCUAUAAAAGGUUUGCAGUAAUAAAGUACUGCAAGUAGCCUACCUCUCAUUUAGAACGUACCGGAUGAGUCUUGAGGAUUUGCAGUGUAGGUAGACCAUUUGGCAAACUAGUUGUAAUGCUACAUAAAAAUAUGUUUAAUUUGUUUAAUACAGGUGGGUUGAUAACCCGUUUUCUGGGAACUUUGAUGAAUUGAAACCUCAGCUUUAUUAUUCAUCAACCGAUAUGUCAUCCAAUGUCUCUUGAAGUGUAAUAUAUAAAAACAAUGUAUAAAUGUAAACAAUGACUGUACUGUAGUUUGUAGUUACAAAAAGGAUUAACUUAUCAACAUUAUAAUUGUUUAAUUUUGUUCAUGUAAUACAUUUGUUUCUGUGAACUUUUGACUGUUUAAACAUGUUUUUGAUGUUGUUAUUAUAAGGACCGAUUGAUUGUUUUAUUACAUUCCUGUGAAAUCCCCAAACUAUUUUAUCACUUGUGUGAUUUGAGGAAAGGGCAACAGUUUGUUCUCAUUCAAGCUAAGAUAAAGGUCCAAUACUGAGUUUGUAUGCUGUACAUGCAUUAUUAUAUGUAUUUCGGCUGCUUAGAUUUUUUCCAUGUAUCUUUUUAACGUAAAUUAUUUUUUAAGAUUGACCGAGAUGGGGAGAAGUAAUUGGUCAAGUUUUUUAUUUAUAUAUUUUUUUCCCAGCAGUCUUUCCUGCUGUUAUAACAGCAAAAUCUAAUAUUUGUAUCACAUGCAACAAACAAGGACAAUCAUUUUAGUAACAUGAAUGUAAUUUUCAUGUGAGGCGGAACUUUCUUUCCCAAUGAUGAAUGAACCAGUUAGUAAUGUAAUAUAAUUAUUUUGUAACUAUUCUGAUUAGAAUUUCUGUCCUCAUUUACUGUUAGAUAUUAGGUCUCGGUUCCGUUUAAUCUAGUAAUGUUUUUUUUCACAAUUGCCUUUGUUGGUGCAGAAACAUUAUACUGAUCUACCAUGUUCUUUCAUUGAUAACAAAUAAGUGCAAUUUUUUUUACGUUGGUACAGUUAACACAUCAAAGCUUUUACAGUAAUAUUUUUGCAAUAUUUCUGACAUUCCACUAAUGUUUUAUGGGUGCACAGGAAUUAAAUCCUGGUUGGACUUUUGUGUUAAAAUGUUUGGAAAAUAGAACCAGUUCAGUUUUUUUUUUGGGGGGGGGGGAUCAUAAGUCACUCUCCUUUAUUGUAAUAUUAGUGAUAGAAUGUAAACUACCUCACAGAAAUGUGUAUAUCUUUCAAUCUUACCACAAAUUGCUCAGAUUUUUCUGACUAUCCUCACUUUUGCACCAUUUGGAUUAUUUUCUUCUUAUAGAAGAACUUUGUGAAUGUUUUGUACAAAGAGAUGUGUUCAGCAAUAAAUGUUUACCCUGUGUAAUACAUGUGUAAAAUACUUUAUACCUUCCUUAGGUUUCAAGUAAUUUACUUAUGUUGAUUGUGAAUGAGUUGAUUGUGAGUUGCCUUAAUAGGAUUCCGUAUGGUGGAACAAUGUAAUUAUUUGUAAUACAUUUCAGUAUCCCAUCUUGUAACACAUUCAUAGUAAGAGUUGUGUAAUUUUGGUGAUCUUGCUGUGAUGGGCGACAUUGGAUUGUUACAAUUGACAAAAGAUCAGUCGCUUUUUCUGCACUUUGUAGGAGUGAAGUGACCACUAGAGGUAACCAUAGUCAUAGCCAAUAGUCUAUACGCACUUAAAAAUCACAUACAAUUAAAGGCUCUUUAACAAGAGCCUGGUAAAAAAUACAGAAUACAACUACAAUUUUAACUAUAAGCUAGAUAAUUCUGUGUAUAGGACAUUAUACAUAAAACACUAUAAAUGUAUGGCCCAUAAAAAGUUGUUAAACCAUUCCUUUUCAUGUAUUUUUGACUUAAAAUGGUGAAAAUAAAGGUGAUGUGUGAAAGAUAUAAUGCUAGUAUUUAGAACAUCUGCAUUUGCAUUAGUAUCAGAUCUUAACACCAUAUCUGAAACAAUCCACAAUACAAUUUCUGAAAAAGAGGGGUAACUAGAAACUUUUACAUUUAGCUUUGGCCUGCUUGCUGCAGGUUUGAGUGUGAUGACCAGAAGAGUGCAAUGUUACAUUUUCUAGUUAUUAUCAACAGCAUUUACAUAACAUUUAGACAUUUAGCAGAGGCUCUUAUCCAGAGCGACGUACAGUAAGUAAAGGUUACAUUCUCCCCUAGGCAAGUAGGGUGAAGUGCCUGCCCAAGGACACAACGUCAUUUGGCAUAGCCAGGAAUCGAUCUUGCAACCUGAUUACUAGCCCGCUUCCCUAACAACUCAGCCACCUGACUUCUGUGUUCAAAAUAAAUUGGAAACAGAUUUUUUACUAGCCUUC
This is a messenger RNA of Hypomesus transpacificus, 4820 nucleotides long. RefSeq names its product zinc finger and BTB domain containing 43 (gene zbtb43). Gene Ontology annotation, biological process: regulation of transcription by RNA polymerase II. The coding region runs from base 94 to 1542 and encodes 482 amino acids. Lineage: Eukaryota; Metazoa; Chordata; Actinopteri; Osmeriformes; Osmeridae. The record is from RefSeq and is a predicted model, not a curated record. Gene Ontology annotation, molecular function: protein binding; RNA polymerase II cis-regulatory region sequence-specific DNA binding; DNA-binding transcription factor activity, RNA polymerase II-specific. The transcript is spliced from 2 exons.